Closterium sp. NIES-67 is the source of this 597-nucleotide messenger RNA. The record is from the annotation of a GenBank genome assembly. NCBI's taxonomy places the organism in Eukaryota, Viridiplantae, Streptophyta, Zygnematophyceae, Desmidiales, Closteriaceae.
UUCCUAUGACACAUGAGCCUAGACUUCAUCACCGGGUUCCCAACUACCACAAGCGGUCAUGACGCAAUCCUCGUCGUCAUCGACAAAUUCUCCAAAAUGGGACACUUCAUCUUGACACACACGACAUCAUGCACUGAGGAGACGGCAAAACUAUUUGUUCGCUACAUCAUCUCACAACACAGCAUUCCAACCACACUCAUCUCCGACCGAGACCCCAAGUUCACCAGCAAAUUCUGGAAGGAACUGAUGUCUCUGCUCGGAACCAAACUCGCCAUGUCAUACGCCUACCAUCCGCAGACAGACAGCCAGACCGAGCGUCUCAACCAAAUUGUAGAGCAACUCCUCCGCGCAGCAUGUAAGGACGAAAUCUCUAAGUGGGACUUGCAUCUACCCAUCCUGGAGUUUGCCUACAACGAUGCCACUCACACCGCUGCUGGACAGACGUCAUUCUUCCUCUGUUACAGCCGCCACCCACUCACGCCACAGAAAACAACCUGCCCUGCUGUAGGAGGAGAACUUAACUCAAUCUCAAGAGUUCAAUCAAAGUUCAAGAAUCUCACAAGGAAUUAGAGGAGCAAGAGAAAGGUUGGGAUAGAA